This is a messenger RNA of Humulus lupulus (European hop), 1740 nucleotides long. RefSeq lists its product as uncharacterized. Bases 1 to 1740 code for a protein of 579 amino acids. Lineage: Eukaryota; Viridiplantae; Streptophyta; Magnoliopsida; Rosales; Cannabaceae. The record is from RefSeq and is a predicted model, not a curated record. The transcript is spliced from 3 exons.
AUGUUAUCGUCUGAUGUUCCUGUUGCAUCCUCAGUGAAAUCUGUUGUAUCCAGUACUCGGUUUGUUCCAACAGAAAGGACACAGUCAGCAGAGAAAACAAUGGUGAGAACUCGUGGUGCCUCCUCCAAGAAGAUCCCUGUUUCUCAAUCCCAAAAGGUGCCAUCUCCUUCGCCUCCUCCGUCUGUGUCAACGGCGCCUCUUUCUGGUCCAUCAGCUCCCACAUCUGUUGGGAAGUCCUGCAAAUCCAAGGCUCGCAAGAAGGUGUUUUCGCUCUCUCAUGAACAUCCUAUGGUGUUUCCAGAUAUCUCUGCUGACAUUGUUGCACCACCAUCUGAAGUGGUGGUGCCCUCUCGAGCCAAGGACCAUUCUCCUCUUCCGUUUGAUUCGUCUUUGGAGGCUAGGGAAAAAUCGAAAUCUGUUUCCUCCUCUUCCAAAGCUGCUGCUGCUGGAUUGCUCAAAUUGCCCUUGAAGCCGAGUCAGUCCAAGAAAAAUUCUGUGACUCCCAAAAGGAAAUUGGGGUUGGACGCGUCUCUUUCUCCUUUGUCUGCUGCCAAGAAAAAAUUGAAGGCUCAUCCCCCUUCAUUGUCCUCCUCCGAAUCUGAUCCUGAGGAAGAUAAGUCCGAAUCUGAAGCAACUCAUGAUACCACAUUGUCUGAUGAAACGGUUCCUGACAUUGCCGAAUCAGAGGCUGAGUCUGAUGAGCCAGAAAAAGAAGACACUAUCCCCUCUGAACAAGAAGCCGAAUCUGACUCAGACCACAUUGCAUCUCCUUUGCCAUCCAAAGCUAAAGGGAAGAAACCUAUUUCUGGUUCUACACCUUCGCCAAACACAGUCAGAAAUUAUGUCUUGAGUGAUCAUCGUCCUUUUGGUGUGCUAACAAUGCUUCAAGAUCGACAAUGGACAGGUUCUUUGGUUAAAUUUUCUGGUUUUGUGGAUAGAAUAGUCAAGGAAUUCUAUGCCAAUAUUACUAAUGAAAUUAUUGAACCUUCAUCUCCUCUGUAUAAUAAAGUGUUUGUUAGGGGCCAUUGGUUCUCUUUUUCUCCUCAAGACAUUGCUCUUGCUUUGUGCCUUCCCCUUACUGUCGAGGAUGAUGUUGAUGGUGCUUCUCUUGACAAGGACAUGGUUAUCACUGAGUUAGUCGGACAAAAAAUGGUAUGGCCAUCUAACACAGUCAUCUCCGUCUCCAAUCUCACCUACACUUAUGCUGUUCUCCAUAAGUUUGCAACAACAAAUUGGAAGCCCACAUCUCACACGGCCACUAUCUCUUUUGAUAUGGCAUCAUUUUUGUACAAAGUGGGGACCGGUCUUGGUUUAAAUUUGGCUUCGGUUAUUCAUGAUCAAAUCAUUGGGUUUCGCAAAGGUAACAGGGAAAACUUGAAUCUUCCUUUUCCUCAAGUUAUUUAUAAAGUGUUGAGUAUGCAGAAAAAAGAUCUCCAACGUGAUCAAGAAGACUUGGUGGCACCCACUACUGCUGCUUCCUACAAGGCCUCUGCCCCUCCUACUGAAGCCACUGCUGCUCCUUCCUCCAAGAAAGUCAAGCCCCAAUCUCUGAAGAUUGCCUCGGAUGACAUUCCUCAUGCCUCCUCCUCUGUUGCCACAGAUUCCGGACUUGUUGCAACAGAAAUAGCUGCUGUCCGAGCCUCUGUUGACUCUUUGACUGCUCGCGUGAUGUCAAUUGAAGGUCUACAACGUUCUGUGUUGGAGGUUGUUCGAUCUCUGUCUAAAGAUCCAGUUGUUUAG